Arachis stenosperma is the source of this 6567-nucleotide messenger RNA. RefSeq lists its product as uncharacterized. Lineage: Eukaryota; Viridiplantae; Streptophyta; Magnoliopsida; Fabales; Fabaceae. Bases 1031 to 1597 code for a protein of 188 amino acids. The transcript has 10 exons. The record is from RefSeq and is a predicted model, not a curated record.
GGAAAUGACGAAUCUUGUGUGAUUCAAUGAUCAAUAUUCUAUACAAAUGAAAUGAAAUGCCGUUGGUGUCACAAAAAAUUUCAAGUGAGUAAAGAUGAAAUCAUUAACAAUAUGCGUGGUUUCAUCUCCGAUGUAGAGAGUUCUCUGCGUUUUAGGUCGGUACACAUCUAAGGUGGACGUUUAGGAAGGGUGCAUGUGCUCCUCUCUGUUUUUGUUAUCAGCUGUCUUUUUUCGGGAUUCCUUCAUCUUCUGUUUCGUCCGUCGCAGGUUAGGGAUUUUCUCAUAGAGUCUCAAAUUGAAAAUCUGCAAUCAAUCAAUCAGGUAUGGAGUUUCUACCUAAUCUACUUCCUCAGUGGUGAUGUGAUUGGUAGAGUUUUUCCAGCAAACUGUUGCAUAGACAUAAAGCUAUUUGCGCUGCAUUUAAUAGCUUCAUUGAGAAAAGAAUGGGCUUUCUGACACUAAGAUGGCAUCACGGUACUGUUUGUCUAACUAGCAAAUCCCCUCCUUCAAAGAAAAAUCCAUGGAGCAGAUUUUCAUCGUGUGAUUAGUUCUCUCUGUGCCAUUGAAUGGAGAUGCAUAUGGAUUGAGAUUUUCUUUUCCCUUCAUUUCCAUGUUCAAUUUGAUUUCAAAAAGGUGAAUCUUGUGCCCUGAAUUUUGUCUAUAAAAGGAUGGUUGGUGAACCACAUUCAAUACACAGGCAUUCUGCUGUCUUCUAUUUUCUCCUAGGCUGUGUUUAUUCCAUAUUUUUUGUGUUUAUAUCUUCAUCUAUUUGAUAUGAUUUCUAAGAUGCAUCCUCCUAGAGAGGCUUGGAGGCUGAAAGUUAGGGUUAUAAGUCUUUGGGUUGUGCCCUCUUUUGGUAACUCCUUGAUGAGCAUGUUAGUCCCUAUUAGCUAUUGUUUUAAAUAUGGUGUUAGUUGUUCUUUUUAAGUUUUCAACUUAAAAUUAUGUUUUUUACUAAUAUGAUUUUGUUUUUUUGUUGCAUUUCCAGUGUGAAAAAAUUCAAGUUACAGUUAAGAAACAACUUCUUAAUAUGUUUAGGGAUCAUAUAAUUGAAGGUCAAGUUUAUAGAAUGGCAUACUUUACUGAUGUGUCAAAUCAUGGUAGUUAUAGAGUAACUUCUCAUGAAUUCAAAUUGAUUUUCCUUCAUCGAACCACUGUUGUAGCUGUUGAUGAAGAUGUUAUCUCAAAGACUUAUGUCACUGGUCUUUUAACCUCGGUGAGAGAAGAGAAAGAAUAUGCAAAAGAUGGGAAAAUCGUGAAAAUAAUUGUGCUAGAAUUCAGUUCAAAAGAUCUUACAAUGCGUUGUGCAUUAUUUGGGGACUAUGUUAAUCAAGUAAAUCAUUUCCUAGCCUCUGCCUAUGUGGAGCAACUUGUUGUUGUUAUUAAACUUGCGAAAGUCAAGUUCUUUAGAGGUCAAGUAGGUCUCCAAAAUGUGAUGUAUGCCACUCAAAUGUUAUUUAAUCCUGAUCUUUUUGAAGUUGUUGAAUUCAGGCAGAGGUUAGCAUGGUUUAUUUUGCUGUUUUUGUUUCUAUUCUUGAGAUACAGCCAAUCUAGAGUAAUAAGGACAUGUAUUUGCAUCAUUUUUUUGUUAGUAUAAUUGAGCAAGGUGUCAAUGGUAUCCAGUAACUGUUUAUUGCAGAUGAGGAUAAAGUUGUUUUCUUGGAAAACGAUUUCAUGCGCUUAACUAGAAGAUGCACUAUUGAAGAGCUCCAAGAUAAUAAUGAGGUUGGCAUUUAUUGAGUUAGUUUAUUUUAUACACCAAUGAACAAAGAAAUAAAAAACAAAAAAUAAUUUUCAAAUCUGUUCUUUUAUGAAUAUUGUUAACAAAAUUUAAAAUGUUCAUUGUCUAGGAGGGUUCUUUUAUCAUUUUCGAUACAAUCAAAGGUAUUGUUGAAGAUGAAAGUUGGUGGUAUUAUGUUUGUGUGUGUGGAAAGGAUAUUUAUCCCCAAAAUGGUGUAUACUACUGUGAUUUCUGUGUGAAGCAUAUAACUAAUGUCACUCCGAGGUAAAAAAAUUUUGUUCAAAAUAUUUUUUUAUUUUGUGUUAUGGAUCUUUUAUAAGAAUAAUGUUUUAUGUUAUUAUUCAUUUUGAAAAUUUUUUUUAUUAUGCAAAUUUAAAAUUAAAAUAACACUUGAAGAUCAUAGUAGGAAGGGUAUUUUUGUUUUCUUUGAUCGUGAAGCAUCUUAUUUGUUUAAGAAAUCAUGCACUAACCUGUUUACUGAGGUUAAAAAAGAUGCAAGUGUAUGUUCUUAGUUUUUUUUUUUUGUUGUUCACUUUAUGUGGUUCAUUUUUUAUAGCUAUAUUCUUUAUUUUGGUUGAUAUGCGUUACUCAAUCUGUGUAUUUCUUAUCUAUUACCUUGAAAAUAGCUUAUAUGUGGGGAUACUUAUCCUCUCAUAUUCCAAGGGCUCAUUGAAAAAAAAUUAUUGCUGAAGGUUGAUACCAAAGGUGUUGGACUUGAUAAAUUUUUUGGCACUUUUCGAGUUAGGAGAGUAUGUGAUGAUCUCACCAUUAUUGCUAUGUUUGAACUUCCUGAUUAUGAUACUGAUGAUAAGUCUACUCCAAAGAAAGUUACAUAUACAUAUAAGUAUUUUUAGAUUGUGUAAAUUCAUGCUUUUUUAUUUUUUGUAUUGUGCUGUGGUCAAUUUUUCUUAUGUUCUUUUUUAUUUUUUAACUCUUAUGCUAUAUGAAUAGGAGUCUGAGUUAAAAAAUUUGUGCCAUGUGAAAAACAGGAUACUGAUAUUAAGAAGGAGUCAUCAAGCAUUUUUAUCAAAAGUGACAAUGUUGUUGCGGAGUCUUCUGGGAUUUUAUCUAAAUCCCUAGUUCUUAUAGAUUUUCUGGCUGAAAAAUAGUUUGAUGUUUCUGAAGGGAUUGAGGUUACUGUUUUAAUUAAUGAUGAAAAUGGAAAAGUUGAGAAAAUACCUGAGAAUGAGAAAAUACCCGAGAGUAAUACCCUUAGUGAUGACUUUCUUCUAAACUGGAUAUAUUGCUUAGCUCACCAGUAAAAGAAACUCAGGUGCUAUUAUAUAAUACUUUUUUUCCUUUCCUAUGUAUGCCGUUUCUAAAUGGAUUUUUAUUGAUUGAGUCAUUUUCAUACCUUUUGUUAAUUCCUGUGUCAUAGGAGGUGUUCUUCCAAGUUCUAAAUGCAUGUUCACACUAUGGAGAGAUGGUUAUUGAUGAAGACCAUUAGCCGCCUCAUCAAAUUGGGGAUUCAAAUUCCUCUUGCCCUUGGAAGUGACAACAUGAUCUUCACGAAUAACCUUCUCUCUAUAGUGGAAACAUGCAUUUAGAACUUGGGAGAACACCUCCUAUAACAUAGGAAUUAACAAAAGGUAUGAAAAUGACUCAAUCAAUGAAAAAUCCAUUUAGAAACGGCACACAUAAGAAAGGAAACAAAGUAUUAUAUAAUAGCACCUGAGUUUUUUUCACUGGUGAGCUAAGCAAUAUAUCUAGUUCAGAAGAAAAGUCAUCUCUAAAGGUAUCAUUCUUGGGUGUUUUCUCAACUUUUUCAUUUUCACCAUUAAUUAAAGCAACAACCUCAAUCCCUCCAUAAACAUCACGUUGUUUUUCAGCCAGAAAAUCUAUAAGAACUGGGGAUUUAGAUAAAAUCCCAGAAGGCUCAACAGCAACAUUGUCACUUUUGAUAGAAGUGCUUGAUGACUCAUUCUUAAUAUCAGUAUCCCUUUUUUACAUGGCACAAAUUUUUUUAAUUCAGACUCCUAUUCAUAUAGCAUAAGAGUUAAAAAAUAAAAAAGAAUAUAAGAAAAGUUUACCACAGCACAAUACAAAAAAAACAUGAAUUUAUACAAUCUAAAAAUACUUAUAUGUAUAUGUAACCUUUUUUAGAGUAGACUCAUCAUCAGCAUCAUAAUCAGAAAGUUCAAACAUAGUAAUAAUGGUUGGAUCAUCACAUACUCUCCUAACUCGGAAAAUGCCAAAAAAUUUAUCAAGUCCGACACCUUUGAUAUCAACCUUCAGCAGCAAAUUUUUUCUAAUGAGCGCUUGGAAUAUGGGAGGAUAAGUAUCCUCAUAUAUAAGCUAUUUUUAAGGUAAUAGAUAAGAAAUACACAAAUUGAGUAACACAUAUAAACUAAAAUAAAGAAUAUAGCUAUAAAAAAAAUGAACCAUAUAAAGUGAACAACAUAGAAAAGAAAACUAAGAACAUACACUUGCAUUUUUUUGAACCUCAAUAAACAGGUCAGCACAUGAUUUCUUAAACAAAUAAGAUGCUUCACGAUCAAAGAGAACGAAAAUACCCUCCCCACUAUGAUCUUCAAGUGUUAUUUUAAUUUUAAAUCUGCAUAAUAAAAAAUGUUUCAAAAUGAAUAAUAACAUGAAACAUUAUUCUUAUAAAAGAUCUACAACACAAAAUGAAAAAACAUUUUAAACAAAUUUUUUUUUACCUCGGAGUGACAUUAGUUAUAUGCUUCACACAGAAAUCACAGUAGUAUGCACCAUUUUGAGGAUAGAUAUCCUUUUCACACACAAGCAAAAUACUACCAACUUUCAUCUUCAACAAUACCUCUAAUUGUACCGAAAAUGAUAAAAGAACCCUCCUAGGCAAGGGACAUUUUAAAAUUUGUUAACAAUAUGCAUAAAAGAACAUAUUUGAAAUUUGUUUUUUUUUUUUCAUGUUCAUUGGUGUAUAAAAUAAACACAACUCAAUAAAUGCCAACCUCAUUGUUAUCUUGAAGCUCUUUAAUAGUGCGUCUUCUAGUUAAGCGCAUGAAAUUAUCUUUUAAAGAAACAACUUUACCCUCAUUUGCAAUAAACAAUGGCUGGGUACCUUUGACACCUUGCUCAAUCAUACUAACAAAAAAAUGAUGCAAAUACAUGUACUUAUUACUCUAGAUUGGUUGUAUCUCAAUAAUAGAAACAAAAAUAGCAAAAUAAACCAUGCUAACCUCCGCCUGAAUUCAACAACUUCAGAAAGAUCAGGAUUAAAUAACAUUUGAAUGGCAUACAUCACAUUUUGGAGACCUACUUGACCUACACAGCAAUACCGAAAGAGUCAAGCAAAGUUCAUGGGAGACAACACUUAGAGUAGCAAUAAGAAAAUGUACAGAAAUUAAACAAUGUACCCCUAAAGAACUUGACUUUCGCAAGUUGCAAGGUAGUCAAAUCGCGCUUCAACUCGUGAAACGCACGAUUUCACGUUUUUGCAUCUUCUCUCCGUGUCGGUUUCGCUUCUCGUCCAGAAUUCACCUGCAUCUUAUAGAAUCGCCGCGUAAAAACGCAGAGCCGCCAGAAUCGCCAAUUUUGCUGCGAUGUUGCGUUCAAGAUGGAAGAAGCUCUUUUUUUGGCCCUGAUUGCAGCCCAAUCCAACCCAAUGGCCCAAUCUAAAUAGAAGACUAUGGAAGAUGGGGAGCCCUAGCAGACUAGCAUUUAAAUUACGCGCGACCAAAAUCUCCAAUUUGGAGUGUCACCGACUCGCCGUAAGGUUUGCUAUCGUUACUGUCGAAUCAGACUGGUGGUGGCUAGGCUAUGUGAGCGUCACUUUGCGAUCAUGAUUUACGAGAUUCUAUGGCUCUACCUCUUUGCCUCUGGUUCUAUGACUCUACCUCUCUUGCUCUAGAAUUUGGAUUGCAGUUGCUCUUCUCCUCUCCUUCACUGGUAGUUCAGAAAUGGAGGCAAAUCAAGUUGAGUGCAAUGAAAAUCCGACUAACAAUCUAACUUCUCAGGCCUAUAAAUUCGUGAGUUGUGAAUUUGUGUUUUAAUUUGUGAGUUGAGUUGUGUAUUUGUGUUAUGACUUAUGAAUUGUGACUUUUAACUUGUUAUGGUAUAAUAUUAGUUAUAGUCUUUUAGGUAAUUAGGUUUAUUUGAUAUUUAUUUUAUUAUUGGUAAAAUAAAUUUUUGCUAUCAAAGUUUUCAUAAUUUUUAUAUUUUACGAGUCACGUUCACGUUCUGUCUUACAAUUCAACGAAUUACGAUUCUAAAUUAGGUUAGCGAAUCGAGAUAAAAACUACGAGUUUACUACCUUGGCAAGUUGAAUGACAACAACAAGCUGCUCCACAUAGCCAGAGACUAGGAAAUGAUUUACUUGAUUAACAUAGUCCCCAAACAAUGCACAACGCAUUAUAAGACUGAAACUCAAAAGAUGAAAAAGAAUGAAACAGAAGAAAAAAGAUCAUUCAAAGAUAAAAAGAAACCACCAUAAAUGACUGAAUCAACAUACUUUUUUGAAGUUAAUUUCAGCACGAUCAUUUUCACGAUUUUUUCCUCUUUUGCAUAUUCUUUCUCUUCUCCCAUCGAAGUUAAAAGAUCAAUGACGUCUGUUCCAAAUAAAUACAACCUAUUAAAUUUUCAAACAAUUCGUUACAAAAACUUGAAUAAAAGAAUAGCACAAUAAUAUACAUACCAACCAAAAAAUCAUAAUCUUGGGUCAUGUUUAGCAGGUCAGAAAAAGAAAACAUGUUGAAACAAGUUUUUGAGAUAACAUCUUCAUCAACAGCUACAACAGUGGUUCGAUGAAGAAAAACCAAUUUGAAUUUAUGAGAAGUUGUUCUAUAACUACCAUGAUUUGACACAACAGUAAAGUAUACCAUUUUAUAAACUUGACCUUCAACUAU